AGUCUUUCAAGGAAUUAAAAAACCUCAAGUUCUUGUCAAUGGUUAAAACCGAUCUUAGAGAUCUUAUUCCAACUAGAAUUGCAUUAGAAAAAAAUAGUAAACUUGAAGAGCUUUAUAUCGGUGAGAACUCUUUUACCCAUCAAUUUAGCUGUCUCAAGAGAAAUAACUGUACACUAACAAGGACACUAUUCUACAGAGAAUAUAUGAUAUCUCACUUGGUCUCUUUAAAAAUAUUGGAUAAUCAAGAAAUUACAGAAUCUGAAAGAUUGCAAGCAACUGAAUUGGUAAGAUUGAAAUUUAUAACUUGUGAUUCAUGGAGAGAAAAGUAUCAAGUUAAUCAAAUUCAUAAAGAUAUUUUAAAUUUAGAAAUUAAUAAUACUAUGAAAUGUAGAACCAAUAUCAACAAAACAACACCAAAGACAAUAUUCAAAAACUAUACCGAAUAUCAAGAUAUAUUAAAUGAAAACCCAAGAGUAAAUACUUUAGAAAAGAUAGUUUAUCCAAGACAACUGGAAUAUAAUCCAUCCAUUCCAAACCUUAUUGUAGUUGGUGCUAUGAAUGGCCGUGUCCACGUUUACGAUGAAAACAAAGAUGAAAUUAUUUAUGACAAUAUUGUAAGCAAUCCAUCUAUGAUUUUAGGUCUUUCUUGGAUAAAGAAUUAUCCUUGCUUUCUUGCUGGCUCUGAAAAUGGUUCAAUUAAUCUAUUCAACUUAUCAAAAACAAAAAAUCCAAAAAAUCAAAUUUUAUCAUUUGAUCCAUUUUAUAAAUUAUCAAGUUUACAUACAAAUUGCCAAUCCGAUACAAUGGUAGUAAGUGGCUCAUGUGACUUUGUUUCGAUCUAUGAUAUAAAUUCAUGUACAUUAUUAAGAAAAUUAGAAAAAGCUCAUACCAAAAAAAUAAAUGUUGUUAAAUAUGCAAGUUAUGAUCCAUAUGGGUUUGUUACAUCAUCUUUUGAUGGAACAGUAAAAAGAUGGGAUACAAGAUGUUUAAAUUCAGGACCAACUUUAACUUCAAAAGAAUCAUUUGGUGAAAUUAUUAUGUCAGUUUUUAGUCCAGAUGACCGUAGUAUUUUAGUAUCAGGAUGUGAUAAUCAAGUUUAUCAGCUUGAUUCGAGAACAGGUACAUUAAAUAUAAAAUUUGAAAUACAUAGAUCCAAUCAAGAGUUCAAUUUUUCACGUUCAUAUUAUACAGCAGAUGGCAAUUAUUGUGUUAUUGGUUCAUGCGAUGAAAACUGUGUUAGAUUCUAUAGCACAAGUGAUGGCAAAUUUUUGCGUGACGUAUCAUUAUUCGACCAAAAUAAGUUUUGUGGUGAUUCAGAUGGUGUUCUAUCACUACGUACCCACCCCUCAAAUAAUUUCGAUGUCACCAUCAUCAAAACAAAGUUACCAAAUCUUUAUUCUGUCAAAUUCUAAUUAAUAAAUUUUUUAUAGUAAUAAUCUAUUAAAAUAAUCAAUUUCUUAUAACUCUCUCAGUUUUGGUUAUUUUUUUUUUUACUGG
Dictyostelium purpureum is the source of this 1497-nucleotide messenger RNA. RefSeq lists its product as uncharacterized. Gene Ontology annotation, cellular component: Cul4-RING E3 ubiquitin ligase complex. Gene Ontology annotation, biological process: cellular response to UV-B. Gene Ontology annotation, molecular function: protein binding. The record is from RefSeq and is a predicted model, not a curated record. The coding region runs from base 39 to 1412 and encodes 457 amino acids. Lineage: Eukaryota; Evosea; Eumycetozoa; Dictyosteliales; Dictyosteliaceae. The transcript is spliced from 2 exons.